Achroia grisella is the source of this 9120-nucleotide messenger RNA. It is a transcript of the gene nmo, whose product is annotated as serine/threonine-protein kinase NLK2-like. NCBI's taxonomy places the organism in Eukaryota, Metazoa, Arthropoda, Insecta, Lepidoptera, Pyralidae. Gene Ontology annotation, molecular function: MAP kinase activity; ATP binding. Gene Ontology annotation, cellular component: cytoplasm; nucleus. Gene Ontology annotation, biological process: protein phosphorylation; intracellular signal transduction. The record is from RefSeq and is a predicted model, not a curated record.
UUUAGUGUCACCAAAGUAACGAAGCCAAAGCCAAGCGUUGCCGUUAGCAGCUGUUUACCGCGUCGUCGCCAUUGUUGUUUGCUAUCUCACUCUUUCACCGCGUCUCACCUCCUCGCCUCUUUCCGCUUCCCUCCCUCCUGCUCCCAGUUUCGCUCGAUUGUCGUGGCUUACGGACGCAUUUCGUGUGGCGGAGAAAUAAUUUACGGUUUAAUUCUUUGUGCAAGAAAAAAAACUGGGCUCGAAGACAAACAAUUUACUGAUUACAUUUUCAACUCAAAAUUCCAACUUACUAUAAACUUGUGAAAUUAAUUCCAAGUGGUUGUUUCGUGUAGUGUGCGUUCGUUCAGUGAUUCCCGCAUAGUCGAUUGAGCAUGAAUAAUAAAGAAGUAACCGGUGAUAUUAUCGUGUGUCCACUGGAAGGAGAGGUCUGGUGAUCGAGCACAGUGUCCAGGUUGUGGGAUUCUUCGUGUGAUGAAUCUACGGUGACGGCUUGCCGCGGAGCGGUUGGAUGGCGGCUGUAAGUGGCCCCGCGCGGCACUCUCGCGUCUCCAUGAGUGUGUCCAUGUCGCUGAUGCAGGGCGGUACGCAGAGUGCGCCGCAGGGCGCCAUCCUGGCGGCGGCGGCGCCCUAUUACCAGACGCCGGCCAUCCCAACGGACGUUCAGCCCGACCGCCCCAUUGGCUACGGCGCCUUCGGUGUCGUAUGGGCAGUGACGGACCCGCGCGAUGGCCGGCGCGUCGCCCUCAAGAAGUUGCCCAACGUUUUCCAGUCGCUCGUUUCAUCAAAGCGCGUCUUCCGCGAGCUCAAGAUGCUCUGCUUCUUCAAACACGAAAAUGUACUAUCGGCACUAGACAUCCUCCAACCGCCUAGCCUCGAUUUCUUCCAAGAAAUAUAUGUAAUCACGGAGCUACUUCAGAGUGACCUACACAAGAUCAUCGUCUCGCCGCAACAUCUAUCCGCCGACCACAUCAAAGUCUUCCUCUACCAAAUACUAAGAGGUUUGAAAUACCUUCACUCAGCUCGAAUCCUUCACCGGGAUAUCAAACCGGGUAACUUGCUGGUGAACAGCAACUGUGUGCUGAAGAUAUGCGACUUCGGACUGGCGCGCGUCGAGGAACCUGAUGCUAGCAAGAACAUGACGCAAGAGGUCGUUACACAGUACUACAGAGCUCCUGAGAUUUUAAUGGGCGCGAAUCACUAUACAGCGGCUGUAGAUGUAUGGUCAGUGGGCUGCAUAUUCGGAGAGUUGCUCGGCAGGCGUAUACUCUUCCAGGCUCAAAGCCCUGUGCAACAGCUGGAACUGAUCACGGAGUUACUGGGCACGCCGUCGCUGGAGGACAUGCGGCACGCGUGUGCGGGCGCGCGCGCUCACAUGCUGCGUCGCGCGCCGCGCCCGCCCGCACUCGCAGCUCUCUACACGCUCUCCGUACAGGCUACACACGAGGCUGUGCAUCUACUCGCACAGAUGCUGGUGUUCGACCCGACGAAGCGUAUCUCCGUGGUGGACGCGCUGGCUCAUCCGUACCUUGAGGAAGGUCGGCUUCGCUACCACUCGUGUAUGUGCAAGUGCUGCUAUAGCGCGCCGCCCGCCGCUCGCCACUACUCCCCCGACCUGGAGCCCGUCGCCACGCAUCCCUUCCACGACGCCUGGGAGAGGAAGCUCACCUCCGUGCACCAGGUCAAAGAGGAGAUCCACAAGUUCAUAGCUGAACAGCUGCAAACGUCGCGGGUGCCGCUUUGCAUCAACCCGCAGUCCGCGGCGUUCAAGAGCUUCGCAAGCUCGACCGUGGCGCACCCGUCGGAGCUGCCCGUCGCCGCACCAGUGGGAAUGACGCGAGACCAAGCGCGGCUUCGACAAGCGGCGCGCCGUCUACGCCGACACGCGGUAAUCUCCGCGCCGUAUUACAAUACAACGCUACCACUACGAUGCGGCUAUCCACAAAUCCACCUCGUCCCAAUAUAAUUACGUUACGCAUAACUCUUUGCAGAUAGAUUUCGUUUAGAUUUGUUGUUAAAAUAAGAAGUUGAAGAUGGUUUUAUGUGAAUUUGAGAAAUUAAUGCAAUUAAUUGGACAUGCGUUGGAAUACCGUCAGAAUUGAAUCGGUAUUCUGGUAAAUAAAAUUAGUUAAUUUUGAAUUUUUAUUUGUACGCUUAGUACAGUUUUUUUAUUUAUUUGCAUUUAACCAACUUUAAGUAUGUUCUAUCUAAUAAAAAUGGCAAUGAAAUUGGACUACUGAAUAAAAAGCAAUGCAAGAUUAUCUCUUUAGUCACCGUCUGAUUGGAUGUACAGUUAAUGUUAGAAUUUAUCGUUUUUACAAUUUUGAAAUGCUUUGACCAGUAAACAUUUGCGUGUAUAAGAUGAAAUAAACCAGAAAAUUAUAACGUGGGGAAUAAUGUGUUCUUUCUAAGAUAUUGUAACGCAUGAGCUGUGGUCAUAUAUUUUGUGUUGUCGACAGUUAUGCUCAUAUCUAGAGUCAUAAAUAAAAAUAAACUGAUUUGUUUGUACCAUGUAUAAACUAAUAUAACACAGUAGGUAUAAUUUCAUGAGUUAGUAAUAAGGUAAAACAGUUUUCCUUAUCGAUACGCAAAUGUUUACUAGUAAUUGCGUUAAUAUUGUAUACGUUGGAACAAACGACAAAUAAUAGGAAACUUUAUUGUAAUAAUUAUGUACCUGGUUUCAAUUUAAUAUGUUUCAGUUAUAUAUUUAUUUUAUAGACAAAUAAUUGUAAUAUGAAAUUGAACCGAAUUUGUAUUGUUAACCUAAUGCAAAUAUGAUGUAAGACAUUGUUGUCAGUAAUGGUCGUAGGAGUGAAUGGCGGGCUCUCUUGUAGUCAUUAGAAUUAAUUUGCAGUCACAUACUGCUAUCUCGGUCUUAUCUCUAGUUAAUGAAAGAGAUUGAACUAUACCACUGACACAUCUUACUGACAAUGGAGUUGAUACAUGCUAAAGUAACAAUUAAAAGUAAAUUUGCAAAAAUACAUGAUUACAUCAUUUUUUCAACAGAAGAGAAAGUAAGACGCACUGUUUUGUACUGAUUUCUGAUAAGACAUGACUCGUUUACUAUUUAAAUUAAAAUUUAAAACCAUUAAGUAAGUAAAAUUGUACCUCAUUUUGAUAAUAUCGUAGAAAAUUCAUUUCUUUAACGCUCAAGAAUAAAUGCAUUUAUGUAUAUAUUGGUCGCUUUUGAAUGAACAAAAUUAAGGAACUUACUUCUAUAAUAAAUGUAGAGUCGGCAAUAAAAGUGGUGAUCACAAGUUAUAAAGUAUCUUAUUAAAGAGGCAUCGGACAUUGAUAUAAUGUUCGAUGCUUGUGUGAUUCACGGCCUGAGAAUUGUAUCGUUUAUCGAUCAUCGGUGAUCAUCCACUUUGAGUUUGACUGUAAAAAGCGUGAACGAUGCUAAAGGUUUCAGGUUUUCUCGUAGCAUAUCGUAGCGAAUGUGUAGUCGGUUCGGUUCGUUGUGAAUAGUUUGAUAGAAGUGUAGAAUUGGAUCUGUAACGGUUUAAUAUGACGAACAAUUGCCGCGAGCAACAAAGAAAUAUACAACGAAAACGAGUCGCUUUCUGCGAUUUUUUUGUAUCAAAGUCAGAAAGAGAUGGUAUAGCGCCAUUUAGUGCGCAAGAAUGAGACGUAAAUACGAAGCGAGGUAUAAUGUAUUACCGAGGACAGUGCCGCUUCACGUAGAAUUAGGUUAUUUUCAUUAUAUUUCUAUUCCAUUAUUAUACAAUAUGUAUGUGUAGGUGUCAGUGUGUGCCUGAUUGUGUUUCGUACGGGGUUGCAAGCAAUAAUCGUUGCAAUACAAUAAAGCGUAAUAAUUAUGGAAUUUCAUUUUAUGUAAUGACUUAUUGAAUAUAUUGAUUCCUUUUGAUUCUCUUAUUCGCUAUUGUAGGUUGCAUGCACACGUCGGUCCUGUACUUAACGUUGACGGCGGGAAGUUGCGAAUCGCUGCCGCGACGUUUGCACGCAGCCUAAGAUCCUCUUAGUUAACAAUUGCAAUUGAACUGAAUUUUUAUCAAUUUAUAUAAGAUACUAUUAUAAUUUUUGUUCAAUAGUUAUGCUAGAUGUUUUAUUAGACUUGUAAGACCUUACAUAUGACAAUCUGAUGGAAAGUGGUAACUGUUUAAAGACAUGAAUGGCUUCAAGAGUUCAGAAUACUCUGACGCCAAUGGUAUUGAUACGUGUUGCUUGCCUUAGUACUCAGUGAUGUCAUGAAAAACGGUAAUGUCCAUAUUGAGGCAAAGUCGUUAUUCUAUAUACCGGUAUGAACUAAAUUUACAAUAGAUAACAAACUUUAAAUUUGUUUCUAUUGGGUAUAUGGAAUAAUACUUUAUUUCUGCUCUCAAAUUGUAGUUUUAGAGAUAUGUUUAGAGAAUAUCAGAUUCUACUUUAAUGUUUUAUAUAAAUUGAUAAUAAUGAAAACAAAACAAUUAGGGACGAAUCAGAACAUUGCAGUUAUUAGCAAGGAGGGCACUUAAUGACGUCACAAUACUAUCCCGGCAUUGUAAGCGACUUGUCAUUUAAAUUUGGACUUUAAACAUAAGUCACUUAAAUUACAAGUCAAUUGCGAUUCUGGAAAGGUAUUAAUAUGUUGAGUGGCGUAUUUUAUAUGUAACAUAGUACUGUUUAAGCUUACUCCUUAACACCAUUGUAUGUAACAUCGACUGAACAUUUUUACGUAGUUAGGAUAGAUAGUGUUAGUAUUAAAUAAAUAAAAAAAAACUAAUCAAAUCAGCGAUGAUCAUAAAUGAUAAAUAAUUAUUAAAUGUAUGAGUAAUAUUCACACAUACUAUAAUUGCAGUAGUGAGAUAUUGUAUAGAAAAUGUGUUGUAAAUGUAACAGAUACGUGUGUAUUUCAAGCAUUUAAUAGUUUAUUAGAGGUUUGUAAGGGAAAUGGUGUGUUAGUGCGCGUGAUUGUGUAAUUAUUUUUAUUGGCGAUUUAAAAAAAAACAACUAUAUGUUCCAAAUUGGUGUUUAAUUGUGUUAAUGUAGUAUUGAUCCUGUAUUAUCACGCUGCUAACCAUAAUAAUUAGAAUAGGACAACUCGAUGUAAGUUUGAAGAGACGUCGUAGCCUUAAAACUAGUUCAAAACUAUAUAAAUGAUAAAAAUAAAAAAAAUGUAAAUAAAUAAAUAAAUGCAUAGUGUUAAUGUUAGGUUCUAGAAUGGUAUGGGAAGUAAGCCGUUGUAGAAAGCUCACAUAUUAGGACAGACCUCUCCUUGUACCAAUGCGUGGAAUCGUGUUCAGAAAUUAAAGUACGCUCUUAGAUUCGAACUUUCUAAUUAGUCAUAUACUACCAAAUGAACGUUAGUCUAAUACAAAGAUUAAAACACUUACCAUAAUUGUGGUGACAUAAAGAAUAUAAAUAAUUUAAUAGUCAGUCGUAUAUAUUUACAAUAUGAUAUCUUUUAUUUUGAUUGUACUCAAUUUCAUUUCUGAAUUCACCACAUAAUUUCAUCGAGCAGAAAAAAUAAGAGCGUAGACAUUUUACGUAGGUACUUGUUUUACUAAUUUUUACAUUAUGAACGUGCAGCAAGUCGGUUGCCGUCGUUAUAAAAAUGUUAGCGAAACCGCGAUUACUUUAAUAUUUGUUUUUUUUUAUGUCAUUUGAGUCAUUUGAAUAAAGUUUGAAUAUGUCGUAUAUUCAAUUGGUACGUAAGUACGAUUUCCAAGCAGUGGUACAAGCGAGAGACUAUCAAUGGUACAAAGGAGGCGAGUCACCGUCACACGUUAUUUCGUCCACCCACGUGUCUGCAGAGCGGUUCAUUGACCAACAAUUAAAUUAUUUUUACUUCGGAGUGUAAUCAAUACUACAAAGUGCUAUUGUUUCAUAUUUUAUUGAUCAUAUUAUCUCAUAUUUUUAAGUAUCAUAUGUGGAUAUAGGGAUUGGUCCAUGUUACCGUUUUACAUACACGUGAGUUUAUAACUGACAAAUAAAUGAAAUUAUUUAUCUGUACGUUGUCACUGAAUAUUCGUUUAUCAAAAGUGAUGCGGGUAAAUACGAGUUUUUAUAUCAAUGGUAUUUACUUGAUCUUAUUUUGAUAACAGUAUAUUUAUCUUUGAAAUUUUCCCAAUAGUUUUGAAAAUUAAAUUGUGGUACAAUUAUUCCAUAAAAUAUUACAAUUAAAUAUUACAUUUUUUUUGCGAUAAUUUGAGAUAAUACUGCAGUUCUAUAAUUUAUAUGUUUAUUGUUGGUUAGGACGCGACGCUGGCGGGGCCGCGACAGACCCACCUUGCCUUAUCUCAAUUAACUGUUACUGUGAUCCGCUAGGCAUAAUUAUUGGACCCGUACAUCCCCGUUGAUCCGGUCGCCUGUACAUAGAUAACACCGUUAGAUAAUUUUACAAGUCCGCUAACAGACGCUUAUUAUCGUAACCCCUGAUGGUUUCAUGUCCUCCGAUUAAUUAAUACGAUUGGAUGUUUGUAAAUAGAAUUAUUGUAAGUAGAUGCAGUAUUCAGCGAUUAUAAAUAAUGUCGGAGUGACGGCGGGCUUUACAUAGGAAAAGACGUACCGAUAUGACUGGGCUAAACGCACGUGGCACGCGGUACUAUUUGAACGGCUGUAAUCGCAUUUAGAUUUAUAUCUAUGCAUUAAGCAGUAUGUAGUACUGUUCAGAUUGAGCGCUCUGUAUGUUUAAUACCGCGGGAAUAAUGAUCUCAAAAGGCAGUGGUUGUAAUUUGCUGGAAGGAUACCAAGUGUACUUUACCGAUUGAUUUUAAAGUAGUAAAAGCGAGUGAUUUUAUACGUUUUUUAUCAUCACAAAACUAAAACUAGAUAAUAAGUGUAUAUCAACUAUCUAGUUUCAUAGUGAAAGUGAAAUAUCCAAUUUGUUUUUUAUAGCAUAUAAAUAGCUAAUCAGAUGCUAAGAUAAAUUCUUUUAAAUAUCCAUAUAUAAUUUUAAAUGGAAUAUAUCUGAUAAUAGAGUUCAUAGAGAAACAGAUAAUUCCAAUUGUGUUUGUUUAUAUGGUAUAUUUAUUGGCAGUAUUUAAAAUUUAAUAUAUAAUUUUUGUAGAGUACAAGUGUUUUCAUGUAUAGAGAUGCUUAUAUAUUUAUUAUCAUUUUUUAAAAGUCUAUAGUCCAUUUCUGAAGAGUUUUAUUCUUUAUAAUGUAAGAACCUUCAGGAAAGUUAAAUCUCAAAUAUAUAAAUACUGCAGCACAGCGAUAAACAGAUCUUACCUUAUCAGUCUUUGUGCUAUUAAACUUAUCAACUGGGAAAAAUUACUGAAGCGAAAAUUUUUAUUUUGAAUUUUAUUGUUAGCUAGACGAAGCGCUCAAUCCGCUCAAUCCGCUCAUGUCGCUCGCAUAGCUCCAGUGCUGCCUCGCCUAUUGCGUGCACGCUUUUAUUUAUGUAAAUGGUACGUGUUGCGUUUCCAGCCUUUCAGAGAUCUCGUAUAUAUUUAAGUUUAAGUACAUGUCUGUUCCCUACACACAACUUCUUUAGUUUUAAUAUGUCGAUAUUGUAUUUGCGUUCGACAGACGGCCAGUCGCCAAUAUUCACCUUAGCUAUAAGUUGACGGCAUUAGCGUUCAUUGGACACGUAAAAUUUGUCCCAUUUUAUUUGUAAAUAUAAUGUUAGAAUGUGAUAAGACUUUUAGUUUCAAUAUUAACCUUAGUGUCUGCUACUUAGUUUGUGUUCAUCGUAAUCCUCUCACUAUAGUUUUGUAUUAUAAUUUACAUGAUAUACAAAAAGUAAAAAAAAAAUACAAGAAAAUAUGGAAUAGUAAAUUGUAUUAUUCGUAUAGAUUUACGACAAUGAUUUAAUUUUAGUAUUACCAGUCGUUUUGUAUAUAAUAUUUAGAUAUUUUGUGCACUGAUAGUCUCCUUUUAAGUUACUCUUAGAUAUUAAUUAAAUGGCUGUAUUGUGUUUCGUUAUGUAAACGCCUAAGACACAACGUUCAUAAGACUUAGUAGUUGGAAUGUUUGCUUUGCGAACUCUAUCGAUUUCCUAUGUAUAAAAUGGGUUUAGUUUAAUUUCUCGACCAGGCGUCGACGCGCAACGCCGCGUUGCGCACUAGUAUUGUGAUUUAUUUGGUCGAGACACUCGCGGACCGGACACAUUAAUCUAAGUGUAAAUAUAAUGAUACGUGUUUCUGUCGUGUACCUACGGAGUUAGUUGCAUUUUACCAUUGUUGCGAACUGCCAAAACUAUUGUAAUAAUUUUGUAGCGUUAUGUACGACGCGACCACAUUGUGAGGAUACAAUCUGUCAUAUAGAGCCCAUUACAUUAUCAAAUGUAUAGAAUUAUAAUGAAAUUAAUUUGUUUGUUUAUGCACUUUAAUGUCAUAUAGUUUUGUUCUACCUUGUAUAAUAUAGGUAUAUUCAAAUCAAUUCGUGUAAUCUUUAUAUCUAUAUUUAUGUCUCUAAAAAUGGAUAUAAGAUUCUGCAUAUUUGAUAACGUAAUAGACCCUCAUCAAUAUACAAUCACACCGCGUCUCGAGUCUAUGAGUAACGUAUCUUUGGAAUUUGGCGAAAAAUCGCGUAUUUACCAGACGACAAAUAUUAGAUCACGCACUUGUAUAUCGCAUCACGCACUCGAAAUUAGAAUAGGAAUGUCAUGACUGGGAUCUAUGUACUGUUAUUUAAAAAAAAAUUAAGUACUAUUGGUACUAUAACAAUUUUUUUUCUAGGAAUAUACAAGUACUUUUAAAUUGUCAUUAUUGUAAUUAUACCGUUGGUUUUCAGUAUUUAGAUAUACAUAUGGGAAUUUGGAGGAAACUCGACUGCGAGCAAUUGUGCUCCUUAUAUAUUAUAUGACACGGUAUAAUAUGGCUUAAGGAUAUUCCUAUUCUUAAUAUGUUUUUUAGAGUGUUGAUGAUACUACAAGAUACUAACACGUUACUUAAAUUAAAUUCACUCGAGCAUUUGUCAUCUAGUUAACAUGUGAUUUGUGUUUGUCGGUACUCCACCAAACUGUACUAAAGUUGAAGAAACUUAUUUUUAUAACUGUGAUCUGUUUGCCUUAGUCUUGUUUGCCGAAUUUAAAGGUACGCUAACUCACUUAUUAAAUAUAUGUAAGAGUGACAGUUUGUAAACUUGUUCGUGUAGUUGGUUGUACGUAGGGCGCGCGUGAGGCGGCGUAGCGGUCGCUAAACGCCACAAUGUAACAAUAAAACUACUGCAUAAUUA